Coregonus sp. 'balchen' is the source of this 4100-nucleotide messenger RNA. Lineage: Eukaryota; Metazoa; Chordata; Actinopteri; Salmoniformes; Salmonidae. The record is from the annotation of a GenBank genome assembly.
UGUAAAUGUAAAUAGAAAGUGUGUAAAUCCAUAGACCAGAUCAGAGGCUGAUCUAGCUAGGUCAGGAUUAACAGCUCCUCGAGACCGCGCUGGCUGCUCAGUUAUUGAAAGGAAUCUCUCUACUACACACGUUGGGCGGCAUUGGCAAGUUAGCUCGCUACCUAGCAAAUGCAAACUACACAGAACCGAUAGGUUUUCACAACAUGUCAUAUCGGAGGACAAUUAAAAUAGUGUGUGGGUUCGCUGGCGGAUCAGCAGUGCUGGUUGUUGCGGCUGCCGCAGCUCAAUACCCGGGCUGUUUCGGCCACACGCGAGCCGCUCAGUGGAGCCUUUUCAAUGUUUUGCAAGCUGCACAGCCAGCGGGGAACCGCACUGUUGCAUCUACUGGACAUGCCUGGGACUUCAACUGGGAUAAGUAUGCCUCCUACUAUAAAACACCAAGGGCGGUCUGAUCUGAUCAUGUGGGUCAAGUAGUUUAGUCUGACUGAGUCAGUGUGAUUGAUUGAUAUUAGCAGCCAGCGACAGCAUGUUGACAGCCUGACAGGUGACUUCUCUUUGCAUGUUAUCAAGAGAAAUAAACCACAACACACAUCACUGCUUUGUUCCCUUUGUACUGUACCAGGCGGGACCUGUCUGCACUGUUGACACAUGGGAAGAAGAAGGAGAUCUUCAGUGAAGACCCAAGCUCAGAGCAGGACAAAGCCAAACCCAAAGCCACACGCAACAUCCUCCUCAUCAGACACUCCCAGUACAACCUGAGUGGCAAUGGAGACCAUGAGAGAAUCCUCACCCCUUUAGGUUGUGUACCCUGUGCUGCUGUGUACUCAUGUUGCUAAAGGCUUGAAACAUAGACCUAGUUCUCCACUCUACUCUCCUGCUCAACAGUUGAGUUUUAUUGGAUAAUAAGUGUAUAUUCAGCAGCACUCAAUAGAGGUGCUGAAAGUGGUUCACGAGUGCAGUCUGCUAAUUUUUGGGACUGUGUUGGUGUUCUGCAGGUCGGGAGCAGGCUGAGUUUACUGGUCAGCGGUUGGCUGCCCUGGGGCUAAAGUAUGACAUCAUGGUCAGGGCCACCGAGACGGCCAACAUCAUCAGCAAAUACCUCCCAGGUCAGAGCCGUAGACCGGCAGACUUUGCGACAGACUUUACAGCUGAGGCGUAUGCCGGAGUAUAUACAAUAAUCAGAGACAUACUUGUGUUGUCCCACGAGACUAACCAGUACUGUACAUCAGGAGUGACCACAUCUCCUUCUGGAGAGCUACCAUUCUGAAGGAUUUCCCAGACUGAAUCUAACACUCCUGAUUCAACUGAAUCCAUAGACCAUAUAUUCCCCCUCAGGAGACUAAAAAGAUUUGGCAUGGGUCCUCAGAUCCUCAAAAAAUUCUACAGCUGCACCAUCGAGAGCAUCCUGACUGGUUGCAUCACCGCCUGGUAUGGCAACUGCUUGGCCUCUGACCGCAAGGCACUACAGAGGGUAGUGCGUACGGCCCAGUACAUCACUGGGGCAAAGCUCCCUGCCAUCCAGGACCUCUAUACCAGGCGGUGUCAGAGGAAGGCCCUCAAAAUUGUCAAAGACUCCAGCCACCCUAGUCAUAGACUGUUCUCUCUGCUACCGCACGGCAAGCGGUACCGGAGUGCCAAGUCUAGGUCCAAAAGACUUCUCAACAGCUUCUACCCCCAAGCCAUAAGACUCCUGAACAGCUAAUCAUGGCUACCCGGACUAUUUGCACUGCCCCCCCACCCCAUCCUUUUUACGCUGCUGCUACUCUGUUAAGUAUUUAUGCAUAGUCACUUUAACUCUACCCACAUGUACAUAUUACCUCAACUACCUCAACUAGCCGGUGCCCCCGCACAUUGACUAUGCAACGGUACCCCCCUGUAUAUAUAGCCUCCCUACUGUCACUUUAUUUUACUGUAUAUAUAGCCUCCCUACUGUCACUUUAUUUUACUUCUGCUCUUUUUUUCUCAACACUUUUUUGUUGUUGUUUUAUUCUUACUUUUUGUUUAAAAUAAAUGCACUGUUGGUUAAGGGCUGUAAGUAAGCAUUUCACUGUAAUGUCUGCACCUGUUGUAUUCGGCGCAUGUGACCAAUAAAAUUUGAUUUGAUUUGAUUUGAUAUGGUUGAAUCAGGUGUGUUUGUGUAGAGCAGGAGCAAAAGCCAGCAGAUCCAAUAGCUAUUCAGGAGGAGGGCUGGCCACCUGCUGUUAUACAUGUUAUUUACAUCACCUGAUACCAAGGCUCUAUCUGAUAACAGCCUCAGAAGCUUUGAUCUCUGAUUUUUCAGAUGUCAAAAUGAUUUCAUUAAUCAUGAUAGAUAAGUAUUUCACUACUCACCGCUAACUAACUUUAAUCUUCUGGUAUGUUAUUGUUUUAGGGGUAGAGCUGGUGAGCUGUGAUUUGCUAAGAGAAGGGGCGCCCAUCGAACCUGUGCCUCCUGUCACCCACUGGAAGCCAAACGCCGUGGUGAGAGACGCCCAUUAUGGAUUCUCAACGGGCUGUGUGUCUGUCAUAUUACCUCCUGUUCAGUGUCCCUUUCACUUGUUAUCUAUACUGAACAAAAAUAUAUACGCAACAUGCAACAAUUUCAAAGAUUGUACUGACUUACAGUUCAUAGAAGGAAAUCAGUAAAUUGAAAUAAAUUCAUUUUUGCCCUAAUCUAUUGAUUUCACGUGACUAGGCAGGGGUGCAGCCAUGGGUGGGCCUAGGAGGGCAUAGGCCCACCCACUGGGGAGCCAGGCCCAGCCAAUCAGAAUUAGUUUUUCAUUACACAAAGGGGCUUUAUUACAGACAGAAAUACUCCUCAGCUCCACCCCUCCUCAGAUGAUCCCGCAGGUGAAGAAACUGGAUGUGGGGAUUCUGGGCUGGCGUGGUUACACAUGGUCUGCGGUUGUGAGGCUGCCAAAUUCUCUAAAAUGAUGAUGGAGGUGGCUUAUGGUAGAGUAAUGAACCUUCAAUUCUGUGGCAACAGCUCUAUUGGACAUUCUUGCAGUCAGCAUGCUAAUUACACGCUCCCUCAAAACUUGAGACAUCUGUGGCAUUGUGUUGUGUGACAAAACUGCACAUUUUAGUGGCCUUUUGUCCCCAGUACAAGGUGCACCUGUGAAUUGAUCAUGCUGUUUAAUCAGCUUCUUGAUAGUGGGUUCGAGCCCCGGGACCACCCAUACACAAAAAAAUUUAUGCAUGCAUGACUGUAAGUCGCUUUGGAUAAAAGCGUCUGCUAAAUGGCAUAUUAUUUAUUAUUAUAUGCCACACCUGUCAGGUGGAUGAAUUAUCUUGGCAAAGGAGAAAUACUCACUAACAGGGAUGUAAACAAAUUUGUGCACAACAUUUGAGAUGAAGCUUUUUGUGCUUAUGGAAGAUUUCUGGGAUCUUUUAUUUCAGCUCAUGAAAAAUGGGACCAACACUUUACAUGUUGCAUUUAUAUUUUUGUUCAGCGUUUAUAUUUUUGUUCAGUAUAGUUACAGCUGUCUGCUUGUAUGCAUCAUUCAAUGCAAUGAGAAUACAUAAUUCAAUGCAAUCCAAUGAGAGGUCAGAGGUCAGCUCAAACCCUCGUCUUACACGACCACUGUGGACCUCUCUACCGCUCUACAGCAGUACCGCGAGGAUGGAGCCCGGAUCGAGGCUGCCUUCCGCCGCUACAUCCACCGCUCUGACCCCAAGCAGAAGGAGGACAGCUAUGAGAUCAUCGUCUGUCAUGCCAAUGUCAUCUGCUAUUUUGUGUGCAGGUGUGUUGGUCUCCCCAGGCAGGCUGAAGCUGGAGCAAAGCCUCAUUCAACAAGACGAUGCUAAUCAUCAUGAUGACUUUGUGUAGCAAUUCCACUGUCUUAUAUCUUUUGCAUUUCGUGACUAUAAUGAUGUGCUUGCCAACAUCCCAUGACAGAUGUGUAUAUUUGUUAGACCAGGGUGUAUCGGUUGCUCUAACAGACUCUCUCUCUUUCUCUCUGUGUCUCAGGGCCCUGCAAUUUCCCCCGGAGGGCUGGCAGAGGAUUGGGCUGAACAACGGCACCAUCACCUGGCUCACUGUGCGCCCCAGCGGCAGGGUGGCACUGAGGACACUGGGAGACUCAGGGUUCAUGCCCCCGGACAGACUCACACGGACCUGA